Cynoglossus semilaevis (tongue sole) is the source of this 1239-nucleotide messenger RNA. Its product is annotated as adrenodoxin. Gene Ontology annotation, molecular function: 2 iron, 2 sulfur cluster binding; electron transfer activity. The coding region runs from base 266 to 772 and encodes 168 amino acids. Gene Ontology annotation, biological process: P450-containing electron transport chain. The transcript has 4 exons. NCBI's taxonomy places the organism in Eukaryota, Metazoa, Chordata, Actinopteri, Pleuronectiformes, Cynoglossidae. Gene Ontology annotation, cellular component: mitochondrion. The record is from RefSeq and is a predicted model, not a curated record.
CGCGGACAUUAUCGCGAGACAAUCGACUGUUUAUUCUUGUAGAAGGUUAAACACACGUGAGCCACGGACCGCAGUUGUACUUACGUAAUAAGUGCGACAGUAAAAGAGUACAGUACCUGAGUUUAGCUCAACUUUGUUAGCAUUUAAAUUCAAACAGCAGCUUCCUGUCCCCCCUCGUACACAAGCGAACAGCGCAGCCACUGACUGCAAGACCGUGUCCGUGCAAAGAGAGGAGCCGUGACAUUGUGAACUUUAAGUCACGGAAAUGGCUCUGGUAUCAGCAGUGCGUAGAAUCGCCCAGGUUCGGUUACGGGACUUGUGUCGUCGGUCGACGGUUGCGGUAGCGGUGUCUCCCGGAGCCUGUGUGACCGGGCUGAGAAGCUUCACGGCCGGGACACAGUCGCUCAGGUCAGAUAAUAAAGUGACUGUUAACUUCAUCAACAGAGAUGGAGAGAAGAUCACAGUUAAAGGUUCACCUGGAGACUCGCUGCUGGAUGUGAUUGUAAAUGAAGACCUUGACUUUGACGGCUUUGGAGCAUGUGAAGGAACGCUGGCCUGCUCCACCUGCCACCUCAUCUUUGAUGAAGAUGUUUUUAAGAAGCUGGAGCCAGUCACAGACGAGGAGCUAGACAUGUUGGACCUGGCCUACGGUCUGACAGAAACCUCUCGUCUGGGUUGUCAGAUAUGUUUGACCAAAUCACUGGAGGGAAUGGUGGCCAGAGUUCCAGAGAGUGUGUCAGACAUCCGGCAGAGUAACGAUGGAACUGCAUAACUCUGGCUUCACGGCUGACCUCCAGCAUUGUCGCUGCUCUGGAGUGUUAAAACCAGAUGUGGUCAGAACUGAUUCCACUCCUGAACACAUGCAAUGGACAAUUCCGUAGCUGUGCCGAGCUGCACUGCUGUCAAAGCUGCUCCAGACGACUGCAGCAGGAUGUGAAUAAGAAAUAAAGUCAGUGCAUCUGAGUUAACAUAACAUGUAGUUGAUCUAAACUCAGGACAAACUGUUGGGCCACUUCAUUAUGUAACUAGUGAAUACAGACAAGGCACAUAACAUGCUUUAUUGAGUUCUAUUUACAGACUUAGACAUUUAUAUAAACUCUUCACUGCUGUUCUUUUCAGAUCUUUUUUUAUCAUGUAACCUUUAAACUUCCUCCUGUGUACGAUUAUACAAAGGUAUAAUCUGCACAUGGGGAAAUUUUUAAACAGAAAUAUUAUAACAAAUAAAAUCUAUAAGAUUUG